AUGACGAUCGCUGCUGCUGGCGGCUCCGUCGCCGUCCUGCCGCACUCCCCCGCCCCCAUUCUCCCCGUGGCUGCCGCCACAGGCCUGCUAUUCUCUUGUCUACUCAUAACAGUAAACAGAACAGCUCCUGACCCCUACAUGGACGAGAUUUUCCAUAUCUCACAAGCCCAGAAGUACUGUGAAGGACGAUUCGAUGAAUGGGAUCCCAAGAUCACAACAUUUCCCGGACUGUAUUUAGUGUCAACGCUGUACGCUAAACUUGCUUCGACGUUCAAUACGGACGACUUCUGCUCUGUAGCAGUACUACGAAGUGUGAACGUGUUAUUUGCGGUGGGGAACGUCGUACUGUGCGCGUCGAUCAGACACCACGUGGCGCCACAAGACCCCCAUGCACUUCUGCAUGCACUGCGCAUUGCAGUGUUCCCACCGCUAUUUUUCUUCACCUUCUUGUUUUACACGGACGGAGGGGCGACGUUCUUUGUGCUAUUGAUGGCGCUGCUGGCGGAGAGGGUGGACCUGUUGCAGUAUCCACCAGCGAGAGGAAGCUUCAUGCUCAGCGCCUUGAGUGGAGCGGUGGCGGUGCUUUUCCGUCAGACGAACAUCGUCUGGGUGGUCUUUGUGGCUGGCACUGUUGUGGUUCGCUGUGUGGAGCUUGCUCACUCAAAAUUCAUCUACGGCGUCAGUGGCACUGCGUCCAUUGUCACACACAGGUAG
Molecule: messenger RNA, 714 nt
Organism: Phytophthora infestans T30-4
Lineage: Eukaryota; Oomycota; Peronosporomycetes; Peronosporales; Peronosporaceae
Product: alpha-1,2 glucosyltransferase alg-10
Exons: 5
Coding region: 1-714 (237 amino acids)
Biological process (GO): protein N-linked glycosylation; dolichol-linked oligosaccharide biosynthetic process
Cellular component (GO): endoplasmic reticulum
Molecular function (GO): dolichyl pyrophosphate Glc2Man9GlcNAc2 alpha-1,2-glucosyltransferase activity
Source: RefSeq, a predicted model, not a curated record